UCUGCGAUCAGCUGGUGACGCGCAUGCAAACGUUUUGCGGCUUUUCUUCUUAGCACCGGUUGAGUUUUAUGAAAAUGGCCACAAAAGCAAAGCAGUCGCUGAAUAUCGAACUGAAUUUCGAAGAGGAAGAUGUACCUUACGAGGAGGAAAUUCUGCGCAACGCCUACUCAGUCAAGCAUUGGCUAAGAUACAUUGACCAUAAGGCGAAGGCGCCUAAUAAUGGCGUCAAUAUUGUGUACGAGCGUGCUCUCAAGGAGCUGCCGGGCAGCUACAAGAUCUGGUACAAUUAUUUACGGACGCGUCGCAAGCAGGUGCGAGGACGCAUUCCCACAGACCCAAUGUACGAGCAGGUUAACAAUACCUUCGAACGAGCUCUCGUCUUCAUGCACAAAAUGCCGCGCAUAUGGAUGGAUUAUGGUGUGUUUAUGACGUCCCAGUGUAGGAUUACACGCACACGUCAUGUCUUUGAUCGAGCGCUACGUGCUCUCCCCAUCACACAACAUGGACGCAUCUGGCCUUUGUAUCUCAAGUUUGUGCAGCGCUACGAAAUGCCAGAGACGGCCCUGCGUGUAUAUAGACGCUAUCUAAAGCUUUGCCCCGAGGAUGCAGAGGAAUAUGUGGAGUACUUGCAGCAGGCACAGCGUUUAGAUGAAGCUGCACAGCAACUGGCACAUAUUGUAGACAAUGAACAUUUUGUCUCCAAGCAUGGCAAAUCAAAUCAUCAAUUGUGGAAUGAACUCUGCGAUCUAAUAUCGAAGAAUCCGCACAAGGUGCACUCUCUCAAUGUGGAUGCCAUUAUUCGAGGUGGAUUGCGAAGAUACACCGAUCAGUUGGGUCAUCUGUGGAACUCACUGGCCGAUUACUAUGUGCGUUCCGGUCUCUUUGAUCGAGCUCGUGACAUUUACGAGGAAGCAAUACAAACGGUGACCACAGUGCGUGACUUCACACAGGUCUUCGAUGAAUAUGCGCAAUUCGAGGAACUGUCACUGAACAAACGCAUGGAUCAGGUGGCCAACGAUGAGACGGCAACGGAAGAGGAUGACAUUGAUGUGGAGCUGCGACUAUCCCGCUUCGAAUAUCUGAUGGAGAGGCGUUUGCUGUUGCUCAAUAGCGUGCUGUUGCGUCAGAAUCCGCACAAUGUGCACGAGUGGCAUAAACGUGUGAAACUGUACGAGGAUAAGCCCACAGAGGUGAUCAGCACCUACACAGAAGCCGUGCAGACGGUGCAGCCCAAACAUGCAGUGGGCAAGCUGCACACGCUUUGGGUGGAGUUUGCCAAAUUCUACGAAUCCAAUGGUCAGGUGGAUGAUGCGCGAGUUGUUUUCGAACGUGGCACAGAGGUGGAAUAUGUCAAGGUGGAGGAUUUGGCUGCCGUUUGGUGUGAAUGGGCUGAAAUGGAGCUGCGCCAGGAGCAGUACGAGGCGGCCUUGAAACUGAUGCAACGUGCCACGGCAAUGCCUAAGCGUAAAGUGGCCUAUCACGAUGAUACGGAGACGGUGCAAAUGCGAUUGUACAAAUCUCUGAAGGUAUGGUCUAUGUAUGCUGAUCUGGAGGAGUCCUUUGGCACAUUUAAAACCUGCAAGGCAGUUUACGAACGCAUCAUUGAUCUUAAAAUCUGCACACCACAAAUUAUCAUAAACUACGGCAUGUUUCUGGAGGAGCAUAACUACUAUGAAGAGGCAUAUCGUGCUUACGAGAAGGGAAUUGCACUAUUCAAGUGGCCGAAUGUCUAUGAUAUUUGGAAUUCAUAUUUAACCAAGUUUCUGGCUCGCUACGGAGGCUCGAAGCUCGAACGGGCACGCGAUCUUUUCGAACAAUGCCUAGACCAGUGUCCGCCGGAGCAUGCCAAGUACUUUUAUCUGCUCUAUGCCAAGCUCGAGGAGGAACAUGGUCUGGCACGCCACGCCAUGGCUGUCUACGAUCGUGCCACAAGUGCGGUGAAAGAAGAGGAAAUGUUUGAUAUGUACAAUAUAUUUGUGAAAAAGGCAGCCGAGAUCUAUGGACUGCCACGGACGCGUGAGAUCUAUGAGAAGGCGAUUGAGGCGCUCCCAGAGCAACACAUGCGUCAUAUGUGCGUGCGGUUUGCAGAGCUGGAGACCAAGCUGGGCGAGGUAGAUCGUGCUAGGGCCAUUUAUGCUCAUUGCUCGCAGGUUUGUGAUCCACGCAUUACUGCGGACUUCUGGCAAACGUGGAAGGAGUUUGAGGUCCGACACGGCAAUGAGGAUACCAUGCGCGAAAUGUUGCGUAUUAAACGCUCUGUUCAGGCCACUUACAAUACGCAAGUCAACAUGAUGGCCGCACAAUUUCUGAACACGAACAAUGGCACGGCUGCAGAUGGUGGCGCCGGCGCUGAUGCCAUGCGCCUGCUCGAGGAGAAGGCGCGUCAACAGGCGGCCGAAGCCAACAAGAAACCGGCCGAAAAGGCAGCUUCCAACAUUAUGUUUGUGCGUGGUGAGACACAAGGCGGUGCGAAAGCUAAGGACACUGUCGUCAAUCCCGACGAAAUAGAUAUAGGCGAUAGCGAUGAGGAUGAUGAGGAAGAUGGCGAUGAUGAAGGACAGGGAGAGCAAGAAGCGGUUACCAAAACUGAUAACGAUGGUCUUAUUAUGAAAAAACUUCGCAUCGAGCAGCAGGCUAUUCCGGCCAAAGUAUUUGGCGGUCUCAAGCCACAGACUGCUGACUCGGAUGAGGAAUAAAGUAAAGUUGUAAUGAAUAAUGGAGCGCCAGAUUUAUGUAAGCUAUGAAUUAUUCAUUAAAUUAUACAUUUCCCUAAUGAUGUUUAAAUGUUA
Molecule: messenger RNA, 2789 nt
Organism: Scaptodrosophila lebanonensis
Lineage: Eukaryota; Metazoa; Arthropoda; Insecta; Diptera; Drosophilidae
Gene: fand
Product: pre-mRNA-splicing factor SYF1
Exons: 4
Coding region: 69-2696 (875 amino acids)
Biological process (GO): generation of catalytic spliceosome for first transesterification step; mRNA splicing, via spliceosome
Cellular component (GO): Prp19 complex; post-mRNA release spliceosomal complex; U2-type catalytic step 2 spliceosome
Molecular function (GO): protein binding
Source: RefSeq, a predicted model, not a curated record